AUGGAGAGUAAUUUCGGGUGCAGCCACUACGACGUGGGCUUCCGCAGCCUGGGGGGCGGUAGGGAGGAGGAAGAACAGAAUGUGCGGAGCGGCUGCAGUAAACUACGUUGGCAUGAGAGAGCCGAACCCCUUCGACGACGAAAACCUGGAGGGCGGCUUUGGCGGCAGCUUGGCGCCCCCGCAGCAGCUGGAGGAGCCGCCUCCCCCCCGGCUGCGGUGGGGCCACUGAUCGCUGAGAGGAAGCAGCGCCGCUACCGCACCGCGUUCACCCAGUUGCAGCUGCAGGAACUGGAGGACAUUUUCCAUCGCGUUCAAUACCCCGACGUGUUCACGCGAGAAGAGAUCGCAGGACGUCUGAAUUUGACUGAAGCCAAAGUGCAGGUUUGGUUUCAAAACAGAAGGGCCAAGUGGAGAAGACACCAGAGGGCAAUGAUGCUCAGAAAUAUGGCCCCUGUUGCCUUGGGCCCUCCUGUGGGAGUAAUCUUUGAUGGGCCCUAUCAUGCAAUCCCUGUUCUGGACCCGGCAUGGAGAUAUGUUCCUCUAGUGCCUCGGGGCCUUAUGCCUCCUGGGCCACCCUUACACCCUGGGCCUCCUGGGCCACCUCUGCCACCCGGGCCACCCAUGAUACCUAUGCCACCCCCGCCACCUGUGCCUCCCUUUGCACUGGCCCCCGUUGUGGCAUGGGCCCAUGUCAUCAAUGGUUAUUUCACAGGUCCCAUUUUCUAAAGUAUGGUCUUUGUGACAAUUUUUCCAAAGUGUUUUUUUUCUGCCAGAUAUAAAUCAUGCGUAGCGCAAUAUUGAGUAAUUCUUCAAAUACAUGUUAAAUGAAUUGAAUAACUGAACAAAGUUAGUGCCUGUUGUUCUUGUAGAGUACCUUUUCAAUAAAGCAUUUUCAAUAAAGUUUCAAAUAAGCAAUA
Molecule: messenger RNA, 917 nt
Organism: Leopardus geoffroyi (Geoffroy's cat)
Lineage: Eukaryota; Metazoa; Chordata; Mammalia; Carnivora; Felidae
Gene: ESX1
Product: ESX homeobox 1
Biological process (GO): regulation of transcription by RNA polymerase II
Molecular function (GO): RNA polymerase II transcription regulatory region sequence-specific DNA binding; DNA-binding transcription factor activity, RNA polymerase II-specific
Source: RefSeq, a predicted model, not a curated record